AAAGCAAAGCAAAUAAAACCUACUCGGUUUCUUUCUGUUGAAGAAAACAGAGUGGCAAUUGUGUCUGAGAGAGCUCUGCCUCUGUGUGUUCCGACGUCAACAUCAUUGGCUGGCUCAUCGUAAUUCCAGAUCCUAAAAUCUCUCUCCCUCUCUCUCACUGUAGGAUCUGUUUCUCUCUCUAGAAUCUCCCCGUUGCUUCUCUGUCACGACCCACGUUUCAAGUCCCCAAAAGGGUAAAUAUUUGCAGUUCAAAGUAAUUCUCUUGGAUGGCUUUCGUUGGAAUUUACCUACUUGUUCUAUUUAUGGAAUUAACCACAUUGGCCCCAGAAAAUUUCGCUACUUACACACCCUCGCUCUGUUGUUCCCUUUCCGCCAUUUGAUUCCGUUCUGCAUAGCCCGAUUCCCCAAUUCACAUUCUUUCUGCAGGUUUGAUUCCUUCUCUCUAUAAUUCCCACUGAAUUAAAAAGCAUUGGCCUUUUUAGAACAAAAAAGUUUCCUGCUUGGGGUUUAUUUUGAUUCAUCGACAUGUUUUCGAUCUGGGUUUCUUGUAAUUUGUGAAUUUGGCAUUGGGGGAUUCUUAAUCUCAACUGGUAGUGUGAAGAAAUCCCCUCACUGGGUUGUUGGCAUUGGUGGAGUUUUCUUGAAUUUGGGGAUCUGGGUUCUUUUGUGAGUUCUACUUUUAUUGUUCUUGGUAGGUUUUCGUUUAGAAGCGUCAAUUCGGAGAUCUGGGUUGUCUCCCACUCCCAUUGUCCUUGGUUGUAGAAAUUUGAGUUGAACUGCUGUUCUUGCAUUUCGUAUUCAGUAAGUAAUUUGAAGGGUAUAUUCAUUAGAUAGAAGUUGUUAAUUGGAGAACUAAGUUAUUGAUCCGUUGAUUCUGGAAGUGGUGACGCAAUGCUGAUCGGAAUACAUGCAUUGGCUGCAAAAAUUGCGGCCUGAGAAAUGGCGUUUGGCGUUGGGAAUUAGACGAAUUUUGCAGUGUUCUUGUUGGAAUAAUAGGGGACUGCGGAGUAGAAUAAUGGGCUGCAUUUGCUCAAAAGGAAGUUUAUCCAAUGAAUAUGUUUCUGAGAAUCAUCGUAGAGACAAAGAACAAAAAUCAAACAAGUCAUCAAAACGGUCUGAAGCUGCAGUUGGGGCUGAUGCAACUGCACGGUUGAUAACCAAUCCUCACAAAGAAGACAAUGCAGAGUCAACUCCUAUUUCAUCAGAUGAAGGGGAGAAGAUGGUGGUUGCUGAGAAACCCACAAAACCCUUCACGGAGGGCGGGGCAAGUGGGGGAAAGUUGCCGUCUGGGCUGACUAGGAUAACCAGUGUAACAAAUGGAGAAAGAGGAGCACAAGUUGUUGCUGGAUGGCCUUCUUGGUUGACAGCAGUGGCUGGCGAAGCGAUCAGUGGAUGGGUGCCUCUCAAGGCAGAGUCAUUUGAGAAAUUGGAGAAGAUUGGACAAGGAACUUACAGCAGUGUGUACAGAGCCCGUGAUCUUGAUUCAAACAAAAUAGUUGCAUUGAAGAAGGUGCGAUUUGCCAAUAUGGAUCCGGAAAGUGUGCGUUUUAUGGCGAGAGAAAUUCUUAUUUUGCGUAGGCUUGAUCACCCCAAUGUCAUGAAGCUUGAAGGUCUGAUUACAUCAAAGGUUUCGGGCAGCUUAUACCUGGUCUUUGAGUAUAUGGAGCAUGAUCUUGCAGGGAUUGCAGCACGACCUGGAGUCAAGUUCACUGAAGCACAGAUUAAAUGUUACAUGCAACAGCUUCUUUGUGGACUUGAGCAUUGUCACAGUCAUGGUAUCUUGCACCGUGAUAUCAAGGGAUCAAAUCUUUUGAUUGACUAUCAUGGCAAGCUAAAGAUUGCUGACUUUGGGCUAGCAACCUUUUACAGACCCCGUCAAAAGCAGCCUCUGACAAGCCGGGUAGUAACCUUGUGGUACCGACCACCUGAACUUCUGCUUGGCUCUACAGAUUAUGGGGUUGCCGUGGAUCUGUGGAGUGCUGGUUGUAUUCUUGCAGAAUUAUUUGCUGGGAAGCCUAUCAUGCCAGGAAGAACAGAGGUGGAGCAACUACAUAAGAUAUUUAAACUUUGUGGCUCACCUUCUGAGGAAUACUGGAAGAGAUCAAAAUUGCCACAUGCAACUAUUUUUAAACCUACACAUCCAUACAAGCGAUGUGUUGCUGAGACAUACAAGGACUUCCCUCGAUCUGCAUUGGCCCUGUUAGAGGUUCUUCUAGCUGUAGAACCUGAAGGUCGGGGAACAGCUUCUUCUGCCCUUCAGAGUGAGUUCUUCACAUCUUUGCCUCUUCCCUGUGAUCCAUCAAGUUUGCCUAAGUACCCACCGAGUAAGGAGUUUGAUGCCAAGCUCCGAGACGAGGAAGCUAGAAGGCGGAAAGCAGCUAGUGGUAAAGGAGGGAGUUCCAAAGAACCAAAGGCUGUGCCAGCAUCAGAUGCCAAUGCAAUACAGCGACAAGGGCAGACUAACCCCAAAAGCAUCAGUGAGAAGUACAAUCCUGAAGAGGAUGGUGGCUCUGGCUUUCCUAUCGAGCCUCCCAAGGGAGCAGCAUCAAAUGCCUUCUCCCAUUCUGGCCAGUCAGUGCGCCCAAGUGCAUUUGAAUCUUUGCAAUCUAGCCAUUCUAAGAAUGGAUCUUACAUGUAUCGUGGAGCAGCCCAGUCGUCGAGGUAUUCUAAUUCAGCUUCAGUUCGAAGUGGUUCACGAUUUGAUGGUAUCGCAGAAAGUGCGAAUCCACACUGGCCAGAGGAGCGUAAGAAUGCCAGAUAUAACCAUUUAGACAACGGGGAGUCCUCUGUGAAACAUGAUUGGUCACACCAUCUUCUGGAAAGACCAAAGUCUUCACAUAAGAAGGAUGAACAGCCAUCUGGGAAGGAGUAUGCAACGGGUUACGGUAACAAAAAGAACCGGAUUCACUACUCUGGACCAUUGAUGCACCCUGGAGGAAACCUUGAGGAGAUGCUCAAAGAGCAUGAGAAACAAAUACAACAUGCUGUCCGCAAAGCUCGUCUAGACAAGACCAAAGCCAAGAAAGCUAACAGUGACAAUGGACAAACAGAAUCCCUACUUCAGCAUGUAAGAAACGGCAGGUGAUGACGGAAGAGAGAUUUGCACUGCCUUAAUUUUGAAAAGCCGGAGCUCCUUCAGAUUGGCAUAAUUCUGAUACUGAAGAAGUAUUCCUUUCGGGAACUUGACAAAUCUCACCACUGAAAGAUAAUCUGGGACGCACGGAGCUCCUUCUGAUUAUGUCACACCAAAUACAUACGUGAUUGUUGAAGAUGGUGAGAUAAGGUCGUCGUGUUGGUGUUGAGAUGCUGGAGACAAGCUGUGGAAGCUGAAACCCUAUCUGCUCAAUCAGCUCUAAUACAUUCUUUGUAAAGUAAAAGGUUAAGUUAUAUGAUUAAUUAGAAGGUUGUCAUCACAUUCACAAUACAAUGCUCUUUUCUUUUUCUUAUUUUCCCCUUUUCUUGCGAUGCUUUUGGCAUGGAAUACACAAGUGCACAUAAUUUAGGAUAAAGUCUCCGAUGUCUUCAGCUUGUUUGUCGUAGCUUAUUUUGUUUACUAGGCAAUAUUGUAAACUAUCUUAAAUACAGAGAUUCGAACUUGGCUGCAAGACGGCGAGCAUAUUGCUCUUGUUAAUUGCCCUAAUCCACA
Molecule: messenger RNA, 3646 nt
Organism: Pyrus x bretschneideri (Chinese white pear)
Lineage: Eukaryota; Viridiplantae; Streptophyta; Magnoliopsida; Rosales; Rosaceae
Product: probable serine/threonine-protein kinase At1g09600
Exons: 9
Coding region: 908-3085 (725 amino acids)
Biological process (GO): protein phosphorylation; positive regulation of transcription elongation by RNA polymerase II
Cellular component (GO): cyclin-dependent protein kinase holoenzyme complex; nucleus
Molecular function (GO): ATP binding; RNA polymerase II CTD heptapeptide repeat kinase activity; cyclin-dependent protein serine/threonine kinase activity
Source: RefSeq, a predicted model, not a curated record